AACUAAUCAUGAGAGCUGUAACUCUUGUUGUAUUCGCAGUCUUGUUAGUUGCCGUUGUGGCACAGCGCGGUCCGGGUGGCGGCGGUCAAGGACCACCUGGCGGUCAAGGACCACCUGGCGGUCAAGGACCACCUGGCAGUCAAGGAGCAUCUAGCGGUGUAGGAACACCACGCGAUCAGGGACCACCUGACGUUCAGGGACCACCUGGUCCACCCAAACCACCACGUGGACCACCACGUGGCCCACCACGUGGCCCCCCACGUGGCCCACCUGGUGGCAGCGAUGCCGGCGACAAUGAUAACACUGAAGACCCAGAAAAUCCUGAUAAUCAGGAAGAUGGAGGUGAUUAGGCUGAGGACCCUAGCGAUAAUGGCUAAAAUCAAAGCUCCAUACUGUCUACAGGUCAAUGCAUUGUUUAAUCAAUAAAUUUAUUAUGCGACUUCAA
This is a messenger RNA of Drosophila grimshawi, 445 nucleotides long. RefSeq names its product EMI domain-containing protein 1-like. The coding region runs from base 9 to 350 and encodes 113 amino acids. Lineage: Eukaryota; Metazoa; Arthropoda; Insecta; Diptera; Drosophilidae. The transcript is spliced from 2 exons. The record is from RefSeq and is a predicted model, not a curated record.